Molecule: messenger RNA, 1668 nt
Organism: Odocoileus virginianus texanus
Lineage: Eukaryota; Metazoa; Chordata; Mammalia; Artiodactyla; Cervidae
Source: RefSeq, a predicted model, not a curated record
CUUUGGUAAGCAUUUCCUGCAUCUUCUCUAUUCCUUUUUUGAGAUCUUGGAUCAUCUCUUCUAUCAUUAUUCUGAAUUCUUUUUCUGGAAAAUUGCCUAUCUCCACUUCAUUUAGUUGUUUUAUGGGAAGUUUAUCUUGUCUCUUCAUCUGGGACAUGACCCUCUGCAUUUUCAUUUUGACUAACUUUCUGUGUAAUGGUUUUCAUUCUAGCAGCUGUGGGAUUGUGGUUCUCUUCUGUCUGCCCUCAGGUGGAUGAAGCUAAGGGGCUUGUGCAAGCUUCCUGAUGGAAGGGAUUUGUGGUGGGAAAAACUGGAUCUUCCUUAGGCCCUAGUGUGAGUUCCAGCAUUCUCCUGUCGAUGGUUGUUCAACAUCUAGUUGAAAUUUUGGAGCUCUUGCAGGAGAGAUGAUUGAACCUUGAAGUGAUUAUUUGCUAAAGAAAAGAGCUUCAUAUAUGAUACAGUUGGUUUCACCAUAUGUAAAAGGAAAGACCGAUGUGAAUUGAAGAGAUGGGCAUCUGCAAUCAAACCACAGUGACUCAUUUUAUCCUCAUGGGGCUUUCUGAUCGCCCCGAGGUGCGCUACCCUCUCUUUGUGGUCUUUACCAUCAUCUAUCAGGUCACCUUGGUGGGAAAUGGAGUUAUUCUCUUGGCCAUUGGAACUGAGAAAAAACUGCACACACCCAUGUAUUACUUUUUGGCAAAUCUGUCCCUCUUAGACAUAUCCUGCCCAUCAGUUACUGUCCCCAAGAUGCUGGAGAACCUCUUGACUGAGAAGCACAGCAUUUCCUACAUUGGGUGUGCUUUGCAGCUUUACUUUCUGGUGGCCCUUGUGGGAACUGAAGUCUUCCUUCUCUCUGUCAUGGCUUAUGACAGGUAUGUGGCCAUCUGUUUCCCUCUUCGUUACACCCUCAUCAUUACCAAGGUUCGCUGUGUUCAGCUGACUGCUGGGACUUGGGUAGCAGGGUUUCUCAAUUCCCUCCUUCAUACAGUGUCCACAUUCCGCCUUUCUUUCUGCAAGUCCAACCAAGUUAACCAGUACUACUGUGACAUCCCACCAGUGGUCGCUCUCUCAUGCUCAUCCACCUAUGUGGCAGAAAUGCUUAUUUUGGUGGAAGCAGGCAUCCUGGGAAGCAGUGCCUUCCUGGUCAUCUUUAUCUCUUAUUUCUACAUCAUAUCUACCAUCCUAAAGAUCCAGUCAGCAGAAGGGAAGCGUAAAGCCUUUUCCACAUGUGCUUCCCACCUUCUGGUGGUCUGUUUAUUUGGUGGCACGACAAUAUUUACCUAUGUACGUCCCUUUUCCAGUCAACACUUCCCAGCAAGAGACAGACUCAUCUCCAUGUUAUAUGGAAUUAUUACUCCAAUGUUAAACCCCAUGAUCUAUAGCAUGAGAAACACAGAGGUGAAAGGAGCACUCAGAAGGCUCUUAUAUCAGAAAGUAUGUUUACAGCAAGUCUAAUGUUAAAAGGGAAGGACUCAGUGCUUAUUUUAGAAUGAAUACAUAGAAUAAUUUUAAUUGUUACAUAUGAAAUGCAUACUUGCAUACACUUAGAAAAUUUCACACAGGUGCAAAUGCAUAUAAUCUUAGUUAUACUUCUCUAUGGGGUUUCUCUGGUGGCUCAUUUGGUAAAGAAUCUGCCUGCAAUGCAAAAGACCUGGGUUUGAUCCCUGG